Chiroxiphia lanceolata (lance-tailed manakin) is the source of this 536-nucleotide messenger RNA. Its product is annotated as histone H2A-IV-like. Gene Ontology annotation, molecular function: structural constituent of chromatin; protein heterodimerization activity; DNA binding. NCBI's taxonomy places the organism in Eukaryota, Metazoa, Chordata, Aves, Passeriformes, Pipridae. Bases 37 to 426 code for a protein of 129 amino acids. Gene Ontology annotation, cellular component: nucleosome. The record is from RefSeq and is a predicted model, not a curated record. The transcript has a single exon.
GCUCCGGAGCGAGCGCCGAUUUGCUGAGUGGCUGCCAUGUCCGGGCGCGGGAAGCAGGGCGGGAAGGCGCGGGCCAAGGCCAAGUCGCGCUCGUCGCGGGCCGGGCUGCAGUUCCCCGUGGGCCGCGUGCACCGGCUGCUGCGCAAGGGCAACUACGCGGAGCGGGUGGGCGCCGGCGCGCCCGUGUACCUGGCGGCCGUGCUGGAGUACCUGACGGCCGAGAUUCUGGAGCUGGCGGGCAACGCGGCCCGCGACAACAAGAAGACGCGCAUCAUCCCCCGCCACCUGCAGCUCGCCAUCCGCAACGACGAGGAGCUCAACAAGCUGCUGGGCAAGGUGACGAUCGCGCAGGGCGGCGUGCUGCCCAACAUCCAGGCCGUGCUGCUGCCCAAGAAGACCGACAGCCACAAGGCCAAAGUCAAGUAAGCGCCGAAGAACAACGCCCAGGGAAAUUUAAACAACAGAAACCCAAAGGCUCUUUUCAGAGCCACCUACAAAGUCAGAAAAAGAGCCUGAAUUUCACUGAAAUUUGAAAA